UCAUCAUUUGACUUUCACUUAUCGUGAGACUGGUUUUAUUAGCAGUGUUGUAAAAUGUAAGAACAACGCAAAAUAAAUGCUGGUAUUUUUAUUAUCCUGUGAAACGGCGCGUUGAAUUUAACCGAUUUUCUAUCCCGCUCUUCGGUCUAAAAUCCCGGCAUCCCGGUUUUACUCUGGGAGCAUUACGGGAGAGGUUUCUGUGCGAUACAGGUGGAGCGACGUAUUAAGUGCUGCUUUAUCUAUUCUCUUUUUUAUCAGGAAUUUUGUGGUUGAAAAUGACGAGCGUCGCGGAUAUUUUGAAUUAUAAGAAGAACGACAGGGAAGAUUAUUAUGGUAUCUUGGGGUGUGAUGAGAGUUCUUCGACGGAGCAGAUCAAUCAGGAAUACAAGAUUCGGGCCUUGCAGUGCCAUCCAGACAAACAUUCCGGUGACAAAGAUAUGGAAGAAAAGUUUCAACUGUUGAAUGAAGCUAAGGAUACGUUAAUAAAUCCUGAGAAAAAAGCUUUGUACGAUAAAUGGAGAAACAGUGGCAUUUCUAUGGGUUAUAAACAAUGGCUGGGAAUGAAAGACCAUGUACAACAGUCUAUGCACUGGACAACCCCGAAAACCAAAGACCGCAUGCUAGAGUCUGGAGGCAAUUCAGGACCAUCUAGUUUGGGCUCCACUACGGCCGCCCAUCGUAGGGCAUCCGAGGGCGGUGCAAACCUCCACUGGGGCGGCAAGACCGGAGCUGCCUGGGGCGCAGGCUCAGACGCUCACAGCGAAGUUGUCAGUAAAUUCAGAAAUUACGAGAUUUAAAUAUUUAUAUAGCUACAUAUAUAUAUUGCAUUUAAUCAUUUGAUGUUCCCCCUAUGUUCCUCUUAUACGUAUUUGUAUUAUUUAUUGAUUUUAUUUCAAAAUGCUUUGGGUACAUUGUGACUCUUUUAAAAGUGUGAUAAGAGAAAGAUUUUGAAAGUUAAUUAUGAUGAUAAUAGAUCAAAUGGAGGAAAAUAAUUUAAGGAUUUGCUAAUUUAAGGCAUAUUUUUAAUGGCUUUAAUUGACACAUUUAAAUAGAGUAUUUUAACAGGUAACGCAUAAUAUACCUAAAAUAUUUCCUAAUGAUCUAGUGAUCAAGAUAAUUUUUUAUAUCUUGAAUAUAUUUUCAAACUUGAUUCACAUAUUCUUACCUAUUUUCCUAAUGUAUUUAUUACAAUUUAGAAAACUUUUUUUUCUAAACUAAAGCUUAACUUCUUAAUAUUAUUAUUAAGUGGAGCAUCUUCUAUUCAUAUCAAAAUAAUAACUAAGUAUUUAUAUUUCACAUUUGAUGUAUUUUUUAUAUAAUUUAAGUAUCAUAUAACAAAAAAAAGACUAUUUUUGUUUAUUUAUAUUUUUUGUAUAUAAUAUUGAUUGUCUCCCACAGGGUAUGUAAACACUCUUUGCACAAACUUGUCCAUUAUUAUGUCGAACCCUAAACAUAUAAAAACACUACCUACACAAUUUUCCCUAUUUUGAGAAAUAUUUAAACUUGUUAUAUAUUUUAUGACUAUUGUAAUCUAUAUAUUAAAGUAUUAUAUUAUAUUUAAAAGUAGAAAUGUUAUUAAAUGUUUCAAACAUAUUACAAGCGAAUUAGCAUGUACUGGUGUCAAAAUAAAAUUUGAUUUUUAAAAAUA
This is a messenger RNA of Anthonomus grandis grandis, 1648 nucleotides long. It is a transcript of the gene jdp, whose product is annotated as J domain-containing protein. The coding region runs from base 276 to 797 and encodes 173 amino acids. Gene Ontology annotation, cellular component: cytoplasm. The transcript has 4 exons. Lineage: Eukaryota; Metazoa; Arthropoda; Insecta; Coleoptera; Curculionidae. The record is from RefSeq and is a predicted model, not a curated record.